UAGUCAAUGUUUGGCAUGAAUUUGCUAAUUGGACUUAAUUGAAAAAAAAUUCUCAUUCCAAAGAUCUGAGCCAAUGACAGGCCGUAAAUACAAACACUUGGGUUUCGUGUUCAUUAACUUCUUGUUAACUUCUGAGAUGUCACAUCUGAGAUACCAAACAGGUACCAGCGAUGAUGCAUCACUCCAGAACUUCAGAAGUCUUCCCUACUGCUGCUGGUCCUGACUUGCAGUCUCUUCAUUUCAGAACAUGUUUGAUGGAAAGAAGCCCUGGAAUGCAUUCUUCUUGAGAUAAGCGUGGCAUCUUUUUAGAGAUAUUUUCAUAAGAUUGAAAUAAUUAAUCAGGAUAUCCCCGAGCCUAAUGUUGGUUAAGGGCAGAAGGAGGAACUGGAUUUUAUUUGGAAUAAUUCCUCAUUUAAGUACUUACUGAAGUGAGUAAGCAGAGGCAAUUCCAUUUAAAAUUUGGAGAAAAAUCAGGAGAAAGAACAAGUCAGAGAAGCAGGAAGGAGAUAGUGUGCCUUUUCAGUGGUCAGUUUUAAAUUCUGCGCUGGUGCAUAUGCAUUUCAGACACGAUACAAGGGAAAGCUGCAGGGCCAGAGCAUCGCUCUUCUGGAGUCAGUUUAUUACUCACUCCUGCAUCAUAGCAUCUAGGACAGAGCCCCAGAAACACUGUUGUGUUGAAAAAUUAUUCCUAUGUGACUCGGUGACUCUUUUCUUCAGGGAUACUUCAUUGAUCAAGGUAAAUAAAAUAGGGCCAAGUUAAAAUUCGAAGACUCAGUGAGAAAUAUUGGUGCAGAUAGUGUGGUUCUAAGAAAUGAUGAUUGGGUUACAAAGGGCAUCCCUGGGCUCAGGCUCCCACCCCACCGUCACCCAGCUAUUGGUGUGGAACACUUCUCAACCUCUGUUACCCUUAGCAUCCUCUUCGUAAAUGAGGAUGUUAAGCCUCUAGGCCUUUUUCCUAAUUAAAAAAAAAAAGUUGAUUCUCUUAGAUUAAAAAUUUUUUUCCUCAAAAUACUUUCAUUUUAUCCCCUUUUAUUUAAAUGAACUUCAGCUGAAUUAUACCUCAUGGUAAAUAUUUUUAAAUAAUUUUUCUUUUCUAGGAUUUCAUAAUUCAGUCUUCACAACAUCUCUAAGGAGGGUAGAGAAGAGAGAAACGCUUACGGAACACUUCUUACAAGCCAAGUCUUUCACAUUUAUUUCAUUCUCAAAAAAAUCUUAAGAAGUGGACAUUUCCUCCAUUUUACAACUAAGGAAACAGAGAAGUCAAGUAACCAGACCGCGGAGCAGAUGAGGGCUGUGCAGCACAAGGCCUCCCUCUCAGUUCUGUCUGAUUUAAAAGUCCAUGUUCCUUCUAACAAACACAUGAUCAAAAAAAAAAAAGAGAAGGCUUUCCAUUUAACAGAUGGAAAGACUGAGGUACAGAGAACCGGAGAUUUCCUCAAUUUUGUAGGAAAUCAGCAUUUUUGGUGCCAGGAAGAAAACUCAUGUUUUUUGGAAUAGAGUGUGAGCUCAGACCAGAGGACAGGGUGCAAGAAAAUAUCCUUUUGUCUGUUAACUUUAUUUCUACUUGACGCCCAGCACUGAGUUUUCUGAAUUUAAAAAUGGUGAGAUAAGAGAGAAUUGAGCUUCUUGUAUUGACGUAUUUUUUAAAAUUAAAUUUUGGUAGUACACUUGGUGUUUUCUAGAGACUAUCUCAGAAUGAACCCAUCUUACAUCUUAGACAUUGAUGGAACUGUUAUUUCUAAACCAUGCAUCCCAGCCUCCCUAGCUCCCCAAAUUCCUAUCUCACACAUACAUGAUACUUGAAGUAUGACAGUCCAUCUUGAAAUUCAUUUCUCCCUACAAAAAUAAUUUUCAUUGUACCUGAUGGUACUUCAAUUUAAAAAAAAAAGUAAUUUUCUAAUCUGGAAAUAGUUUGUAAUGCUGCAUGCUCCCAUACUUCCUCUUGCUUCAGGAAAUAACUUUCUUCCCUCUCAACUUCCCUUGUGAUGUCGCUUUGUUUCUCUUGGCUUUUAGCCGUCUGUUCCUUUUGGUGCUCUCGGCCUGGUGCCAAAUGAAAGUCAGCACUUGGCCUAGUAGUAUCGUUUCCAACACACAAGAAUCAGAAGGAAAACCCCGCCUCUUACACCCACUGCUAAUUAUCAUACUACCACAAAACUGGCUAGUUGCAUCAUGUGCUCAUCACUUGCGAAUUUCUGCUUUCCACAGCUCCCAUUCCUGCAGAGAAUGAGUCUGAGCCACAUGGAGAAUAUGCCUCUAAGCCAUUCAGGUCCUCAAGGAGCACAGAGACCAUCCUGGAAGCAAUGGCUGCUCUACUCAACAACAAUCGUUUUGCUACUGCUUUGUUCCUUCAGUACGCUCAUUUAUACUUUGCUCCCACUCAAGACUGCCAACGAGCCCUGUGUAGCGAAGUUUGGACCGUUACCUUCAAAAUGGCAAAUGGCCUCUCCCGAGCCUUCUUGCGUGAAUAAGACAGCUGACUGGAGGCUGAAGAUACUUCAGAAUGGCUUGUAUUUAAUUUAUGGCCAAGUGGCUCCCAAUACGGCCUACAAGGGGCACGCUCCUUUUGAGGUGCUGCUACGGAGGAAUGGAGACACCAUACAAGCUCUCACGAACAGCACCACAGUCCAGAACGUAGGAGGGGCUUAUGAAUUCCAUGCUGGAGAUGCAAUAGACUUGAUAUUCAACGAAGAACAUCAGGUUCUAAAAAAUAAUACAUACUUGGGGAUCUUCUUGCUAGCAAAUCCCCAGUUCAUCUCCUAGAGACUCGACUUGGCCUCCUCCUCCUCUUCAGCACAAGCAGGGAUGCCAGUGGGUAGGAUGGAGGAGGCAGAUUUUCAAUGCCCGCAGUUCAUCUGGGUAUAUAAACCAACACAAAGACAACUCCACAGCAUGGGAAUUUUCAGUUCUCAUACUUACCUGAAUGAGAGUCAGAGGGAGGCCAAAGACAUCUGGUUACCCCUGGCAUUGGGUCAGCCAAGACACUC
Molecule: messenger RNA, 2984 nt
Organism: Vicugna pacos (alpaca)
Lineage: Eukaryota; Metazoa; Chordata; Mammalia; Artiodactyla; Camelidae
Gene: TNFSF18
Product: TNF superfamily member 18
Biological process (GO): regulation of T cell proliferation; T cell proliferation involved in immune response; tumor necrosis factor-mediated signaling pathway
Cellular component (GO): cell surface
Molecular function (GO): tumor necrosis factor receptor superfamily binding
Source: RefSeq, a predicted model, not a curated record